GUGGUCAGUACGCCAUCAAAUCCUCUAUCGGACAAAGCCAGUGUAUGCAGAGAGAAAGUAUUGUAAUUUAAAUUAGAAAUUGAAUGAAUUAUUCAAACAGUAUUUACGUCAUCUAAUUACAUACUGUGGAAUUUAUUUUUCAUGCUUGAUCACGGUAUGCUCAGCAGAUAUAGCUUUUGUUUUCUUGGAUAAGUGGCGCCACCUGCCGCCAAGCUAAAGGAUUUCCCCGAAUGUGCAUUCAUUUUCACAACAAAUCCCGUUUAUGCAUUUCCUUCUAAUGCUAAUGAUUGGGAUUGAGCUAUUCGCUGUUCCCUUGUAAGAUAUGUUUUCUUACUUUUGUGCCACCUGAAAGAUAUUUUAAUGAUGUAGUCGUUGUCCACACAGUAUGUUUUGCAUUUCGUUCCAUUAUACGAAUGUAACAGCCAUAAAAUACUUUUGAAACGCACAUGCUUGUACCGAUUCAAUACGUUAUAUACGAUUUCCCUUAUCGACCAAUCAAAAUCAUCAUAUUGUUGAUCAUUUCCCAAUCAGCACGCUUGUUAGAAGGCUGUAAGCUUAUUGACUUCCGGGUAGGCGUGUUCACUAGACGGUAGGAAGAGGUCAAAGGAGCUGUUAUGCGUGGGACGUGCGUAAUACUAUUUGGCUCCAGGAUAUUAGAACAUUUUGGAUAAUCUAACGCUUUGAGGCACUUAUAUUUACAUACAAACGCAGGUAUUCGCAAAUUUAAUUCCAAACAAUCUCAGCUCAUUAAUGUGCGCAGGUGACGUGCUAACGCUAGCCGAUGCUAAAAGUCGCGUGUUCACCAAGCGAGAACGGACAUUUGCGAACUCAAAUACUCCAUAUAAUUUUUAAUAUAAACAUUUGCCUCGUGCUUGGAGCUAGGUCUUUCCACUAGCAUUUCUUGCUACCCGAAUUUUGGGAGAGUUAUCCCGUCUGUUGGGAGCAAUUGCCACGGUCGUAGCAAGCCGUCAUGUUUCACUCCGUGCCCCGUCGUGUCACUACCGAGGUCGGCGUUAGGACACUCAGGCUCCCAGGGGUUAGGUCAUUUCGACGGGCUGUGCAGAAUGACGACGGCCAAGGCUCAGCGGCGUGGCUGGGCAGGGCCGCUGGCCUGUUCCUAGCAACCCUGCGCCGGGUGGGGGUCCUCGCCACGGAGUCUGCAACGAGAUCUGGACACAGAAGCAAGGAUUUGCUGUCAAUCUUCGCAGACCAUUGCGGCUUUGUCACCGGCCAGAGGUUGCGGCGUGCUUGUCGGAUUGCCGAGCUCUACUCCAACUUGUACUCUGAAAGGACCCGAUGGACCCUGGUGAGCAGCUUAUGGCGCAGGUUCCAGAGCAAGCAUCCCUCCCCGGGCAAGCUGAUCGCGGCACUUGCUGGGGUCUUCAUGUGGGACAAUGAGAAGAUUCAAGAUGAGGAAAUGUACAGGUGUGGGCUGGAGCUUGAGGCCCUCGAUGCUGUGAAGAGUCUAAAUGCACAUGCAGGCACAGUGAGUGGUCGCACGGAGCAGGGCUGGGAAGUUGUGAUGGAGAAGAAGGACUUCCGUGUGUGGAAGCGACCGAUCCCUGACAGUCACCUCUACGAGUACAGAGUGUUGGGCUCAUACACUGAUGUCACACCAAGGCAGUUCUUCAAUGUGCAGUUGGAUACUGAGUAUAGGAAGAAGUGGGAUGCCCUGGUGAUCAAACUGGAAGUGGUGGACCGGGACAUCAACACCGGCUCAGAAAUUGUACACUGGGCUACGCACUUUCCUUAUCCCAUGUAUUCUAGGGACUACGUGUAUGUACGACGCUAUGAGGUGGACGUGGAAAACAACCUGAUGAUCCUAGUUUCCAGAGCUGUGCAGCAUCCUCGAGUCCCAGAGUCUCAAAAUUUUGUGAGAGUUCACUCCUAUCAAUCUAAGAUGGUCAUCCGUCCCCACAAGUCCUUCGAUGAGAAUGGAUUUGACUACCUGCUAACCUACAGUGACGACCCUCAGACUGCCUUCCCUCGUUACUGUGUGAGCUGGAUGGUGUCGAGUGGCAUGCCGGACUUCCUCGAGAAGCUUCACACUGCUGCGUUGAAGGCCAAGAAUUUGGAGGUUGGGAUUUAUGACUACACCAGCGUCAUCAAGUCCAAGGACAACGCGGGCCGCCAGCAGAACCAGGAACGUCUUGCCGCUGAGAACAAACACGGCGGCGGUUCCAGUCAGAUGUUCGCCUGAAGUGACUUUUAACAGAUGAAACCCUCCAAAGCCUACUUUGUGGAUACGAAAUGUGUGAAGGUGUUUGUGUUUUUGUAGCUGAAGCUUGGAAAGAGAAGAAUGGACCUCUGCCAAUGUGUGGUCCCACUGACUGUUGUUGGGCCUUUCAUGACAUUUGGGUGGAUGUGCUUUUGCAGUACAGUAUUUUCAUCAGAAUAGAGAUAGAUGAAGGCCUUGAUGGGAGAACACUCCUUUUUUUCUUUGUCUUCAUAUGAGUCACAGUGAUGCUGUUUCUGCUUUUAUGUCAACAAAUAAGAGGGCUUUACAAACAGGUGAAACCAGUCCUUCCGUAGCAGGGGCACAGUGUCUUAUAACAACCGUGGAAAUCCUCACGUCCGAUGUACACAUGUAGUCCUUGUCUGGAGAAAAACAGCACUUUGGAAUCUGUUCCGGUAUCAUUUCAUAAGCCGGAAGACAUAAGACAGAAAUUAACAAAAAAGUUAACUCAUUUCAAUUGUUUAUUUCUUUGUAGCGCGCUAACAUCCCACACUGAUUUUUUUUUUUCUCAAAGCUUUCUCCCAAACUGGAUUGAAAUGAGAUGUAGAAGCUUUGGUGUUCUCUGUAAUUCUGCGGUGUUCGUCCUGUAAUGUACAAAUAAUACACUGCUUUGAAAUAAUAAAACAAAGUUUACAGCCUGGUAA
Molecule: messenger RNA, 2880 nt
Organism: Syngnathus typhle (broad-nosed pipefish)
Lineage: Eukaryota; Metazoa; Chordata; Actinopteri; Syngnathiformes; Syngnathidae
Gene: stard7
Product: StAR related lipid transfer domain containing 7
Exons: 8
Coding region: 971-2200 (409 amino acids)
Molecular function (GO): lipid binding
Source: RefSeq, a predicted model, not a curated record